Malaclemys terrapin pileata is the source of this 611-nucleotide messenger RNA. RefSeq names its product FXYD domain containing ion transport regulator 3 (gene FXYD3). The record is from RefSeq and is a predicted model, not a curated record. Gene Ontology annotation, biological process: regulation of sodium ion transmembrane transporter activity. The coding region runs from base 188 to 457 and encodes 89 amino acids. Gene Ontology annotation, molecular function: sodium channel regulator activity. The transcript has 8 exons. NCBI's taxonomy places the organism in Eukaryota, Metazoa, Chordata, Testudines, Emydidae. Gene Ontology annotation, cellular component: membrane.
GCCCUGGCUACGCUCCUCACCUCCCCACAGGCUUUGUGGACAGUCUCUGGCCAGUUGCAUUGGCCCCUCAGGAAGUCCACUUGCUCUGGGCCCCCGUGGCCUCCACGCCCAGAGGGAGCAAAGCAACCUCGGUCUCUAGCCUGCAGUGACUCAGCCAGGGGACCCACCACCCAGUUUCGGUUCCAGGAUGCAGCCAAUCACCACCGGCCUCCUGCUGCUCUUGGCAGCAGCGUUUCCUGUCCUGAAAGCUGAACACCCCAUGGAUCCAGCAAGCCCCUUCUAUUAUGAUUGGCACCGCCUGCGACUUGGAGGGCUGAUCGCCGCUGGCGUUCUCUGUGCCCUGGGGAUCAUUGUGCUGCUCAGUGGAAAAUGCAAAUGCAAAUUUAACCGCAAAGCCAGCCGGCGGCCGAAUGAGCCCCUUCACCUCGUCACCCCCGGCACCGCCAGUAACUGCUGAACCACGAUGGUCCCGGUGCCAGGUCUCGCCCAGGGCGUUGGCUCCUUGCUGGGACGUCCCAUCCCCCCAUCCUCCGAUCUGGGGAAGCACGAGGGGGAGAAGUUUUUUAACUGAACUUUCCACUCUGUGGAAUAAAAGUCUCCUGACCUCGAAA